AUGUCGACAAGUGCGCCUACGCAAGAGCUUCACUUUGUGAUUGGUGGUGCUGGAUUCCUGGGAUCACAUAUCCUGCGUGCUCUUGUGGCACGUGGUGAGUCUGCAGUGGCAUCAUGCGACAUCCGAGAGCCACAAGAGCCUGUCAUGAACGUGCACUAUUACGAAGGGGAUCUUACGAAAGUCGAAUCCUUGGGUAAAGCUAUUGCAGAUGCAAAGCAAGAUACGCGUGACUUAGAUCCAGAAAGCCGCUCUGUCGUUGUGUACCACACCGCAAGUCCGGUCGCUGGCCUCGGCCCGGAUGUGUAUGAACGAGUUAAUGUGCUGGGCACAGAGAAUGUGAUUGAAGUAUGCAAAAAUCCAGAGUUUGGUAUUUCAAAGCUAAUCUUUACCUCAAGUGCGGGCGUUGUGUUUAAUGGAUAUGAUCUUAAGUUCGUUGACGAGCGUGUCGGGUAUCCUGAACAACCGUUGGAUGCGUAUAACGAUACGAAGGCGCGUGCCGAAGAAAUGGUUCUCAAAGCCAACGACCCGAACGGGCUCAAGACUAUUGCUUUGCGGCCCGCAGGCAUAUUUGGACCCGGUGAUCGCCAAGCAUUACCUGGUUUCUUUAAAGUGCUGGAAAACAAGCGCACCAAAUGGCAGAUUGGACAGAAUAACAACCUUUUUGACUGGACUUAUGUUGGAAAUGUGGCUCAUGCACACCUCCUUGCCUCUGACUGCCUGGGCGUAAACUCUCCAAUGCCUAGGCCUGCUUAUAAGUUCCAGACGAAAGAGCUUAUAGACAAGCACCUGCCGCUGAAGAUGGGCAUGACGGACGAAGAUCACGCUCGUGCCGUGCCGACCUCCAUUAAACGUCAAGAUGUAGCCAAGCCAGCAACAGACUACUGCCGAAGCGUCAAGCCCUUGAUUGACCUUAGUGGGGUUGAUAUGGUCGAUAUUCGGCCAGUGUUCAGGAAUCGAUUCGACCCAUUCUUCCACCAUGUAAACCCUCGCUUGGCUUGUGGUGGAAACCCGCAGCCGAAGCUCAAGUCUUUUGCCAAAUCAGAGCUACAAGCUGAUGGAGAGGCUUUCUUUAUCACCAAUGGUCAACCAAUCCCAUUCUGGGACUUCCCACGCGCGCUCUGGUACCAUUAUAACGGUCAUGUUGACAGCCCCGAGAGCAUCGUGGUAUUGAGUCUGACAUUUGCGCUCAUUCUUGCAUGUUUAGCCGAGCUCUUCUCUAAACUCACGGGUCGUCCUGUACAGUUUACUAGAUACCGGGUUACCUAUACUGCAUGCGAUCGUUACUACAACAUCGAGAAGGCUCGCCGCAUCUUGGGGUACGAACCAAUCUACGGUCUUGAGGAUUCAAUCAAACGCAGUGUUGAUUGGUGGAAAAGCCUGCAUCCGCCCGCCAAGUCGCUCCCUGGAGAGACUGCCAAAAAUAAGUAA
Messenger RNA from Malassezia globosa CBS 7966, 1428 nucleotides. RefSeq lists its product as uncharacterized. Gene Ontology annotation, molecular function: 3-beta-hydroxy-Delta5-steroid dehydrogenase (NAD+) activity. Lineage: Eukaryota; Fungi; Basidiomycota; Malasseziomycetes; Malasseziales; Malasseziaceae. The coding region runs from base 1 to 1428 and encodes 475 amino acids. The record is from RefSeq and is a predicted model, not a curated record. The transcript has a single exon. Gene Ontology annotation, biological process: steroid biosynthetic process.